Bombus terrestris (buff-tailed bumblebee) is the source of this 2982-nucleotide messenger RNA. It is a transcript of the gene CDK2AP1, whose product is annotated as protein PELPK1. Gene Ontology annotation, cellular component: cytoplasm; nucleus. The record is from RefSeq and is a predicted model, not a curated record. Lineage: Eukaryota; Metazoa; Arthropoda; Insecta; Hymenoptera; Apidae. The coding region runs from base 984 to 2252 and encodes 422 amino acids. The transcript has 2 exons.
GACAUAAUAUUACUUAUUGUUAUGAUUCUAUUAGAAUGCACAAAUAUCUUAUUUAAAUUUUGUAUAGAUAAAUAUAGCAAUAUUACGAGAGUAAUACAGAGAUCAUUUACUGUUUGAACAAUAGCAAUAAUUGUGAGUGUUAUGUUCAUAGACGCUUCUCUUCCAUUAACAAAUUAUAAAACACAAAAAGAAUUACCUUCACUACUGAAAAGGAUAUAAAUGCUAUGCAAUACAUGAUCAUUAAAAAUAAAAAGAAUUCGUUGAUAUAGUAACAAUAAUACUCCAUAUAGGUUAUGAAAAAAACACGUGUGAAUAACCCUUUUACAUACGAAAAAUAGAAUUUAAUAAAAUUUGUCGAAGAUUAACAAUGGUAUUCCAAUUAACAAUAAUGCCCAUAUAAUUAAUAUAUGAAAACUUACUUCUGAUAUAAAAAAUAAAAAUUUACUUGCUUAAAUUGAACAAACUAACUCUUCACAAAUAAAACACGUCGGCUAAUUUAUCUAAAUUCAUAUUGGCAAAUACAGAAACGAUAGAAUUCGAAAUAAUGCCAAUUGUCUCAUAAGUUAAUCUGUAUCAUUAUACUCAAUUAUCAUGUAACAAUUAAAAAGCGUUUUGCAAUAAAACUUCAUUGAAAACGUAUCUUCCCGGCAAGUUGACCGUUAAGUCUCACCUUGUCGUCUGAAAGAACCGAAAAGAAAGCUCGUCAACAUUUUCUCAUUCUCUUAAAGGAAACCGGUCUUCCGAAUCGUGAAAGAAAGACUUACCAUAAUUUCCAAAGUAAAGGAGUAAUAACAAGGAUCACUUUAUAUAUGAAGAAAUAUGUAAGAACAAUUCGUAGAAAUAGCAAAAGGAAAGCAAAGUUAGUUACGCUUAACCAAUAACGCAUGCACAAAGUAUAUUUUCUGAAAGGUUUGGUAUUUGAAAUUGACAAAAAUGAGAGUCUAUAUAGAUGAUGAUAUCCAUACAGUGCUUAAUUGCAUGUUAUGCCUAAGGCUAAGAAAAAAUCUUACCUUAAAAAGGUAAGAGAAAUGCGUGAAUAUAGAAGACAAAAAUUGAAGGAAGAAACAUUAGAGGAACGUACUAUUAGAUUAUAUACUGCUGCUGAGAGAAUGAAGAACGCUAGAGCUAAAGAGACAGAAGAGCAGGCAGCAAUAAGAAGAAUGCAGGAAGCUCAGCGCAUGGCCAGGCAUCGUGCUAAAAAGAAGCGCUGCUUAGAUGAAAACUUAGCAAGGGAAAUUUCGAAAAUUGCUGAGUUGUCUAAAAUGCCAGAUGCAGCUACGAUAGCUCAAAUGUCAGAGAUGAAUAUGAAUAAAAUCUCUGCAGAAUUGAAACAAAUGAUGGAAAGAGGAAAAGUACCAGAACAUAUAGUUCAAAUGGCUCAACUUGCGGAGUUCAGCAAAAUGACUGAAUUGAAUAAAAUGUCUCAGGAUAUGGCUAAAAGAUACGAGAUGGAAAAAAUGGCAGAGUAUGCCAAGACAACAGAAUACAUGAAGAUGCAAGAAAUUGCAAAGAUGUCUGAGAUUGCCAAGAUGAACGAGAUGGUAAAGCUCUCAGAAAUUGCUAAAUACAACGAUAUCACGAAAAUUAACGAAAUUGCGAAAAUGAAUGAAAUGAUGAAAAUGUCUCAAAUGGCAAAAAUCAAUGAAGUUCAAAGAAUGAAUGAGAUAGCCAAACUUAACGAAAUGGUGAAGAUGACAGAAAUGGCGAAAUAUAAUAAUGAUAUAACAAAAUUAAAUGAAAUUGCGCAAAUUAACGAGAUGGCUAAAGAAAUUGCAAAGAUGAAUGAAAAAACGAAAAUGACCGAGAUGAUUAAAAUAGCAAAUAUGCAAAAUGACAUUACAAAGAUGCCUGAAUAUUCGAAAAUGGCAGAAAUGGCAAAAUUAACCGAGUUGGCUAAAUUAAAUGAAAUAACGAUAACAAAAUUAAAUGAUCCACCACCACCACCAAAGGUACCAGAAAUUCCUCGAAUCCCUGAACCUGUGAUCACUGUGCCAAAUCCAAGAAAUUUGCAAAAUGUUCAAACUGUUCAAGUAGCGCAAGCUAGCCCAUCCAGUACAAUAAACUUUCCUACUGUGCCUGGUCAGGGUAAAUAUGCUCAGUUACUGGUUAUUAUCGAGGAGCUUGGAAGAGACAUUCGCCUUUCUUAUGCUGGAAGUCGCAGUGCAGCUGAACGCCUGAAGAUGGGUAUUCAGCAUGCUCGAAUUCUUGUACGAGAAUGUCUACUGGAAACAGAACAUAACGCACGGCAAUGAUCUGCCGAUAUACUUAGCGAUUAGAUUUUUAGUCGAUUAUUUUAUAAAGUAAUACUAUGUACAUUGUAUGCAGUACAACAGUAUAUUUUAAAGGGAGUGUCUUAGCAUCCACAAAAACGUGUAUAGAAUAAAUAACAAUUAUUAUUUCCUAUUACAUGAUCUUACUAGUUUGUAUGUUUAAUAAAAGAAAAUAUGAGCAGCUAGUUGUUUUAAAUAAUGGAAAGAUUAAGAAAGUAAUAUCUGUAUAAUUUAAUAUCACUUUCAAUAAUCAAUGAAAUGAUUUAUGAUAUGCACUUUUGUGGAUGCCUAAAGAAAAUUAAUCAAUCAAUAGCGCAUAAUAUUGAAUAUAAAUUAAAUGACAUGAAAAAGAUUCGUUUUUCACUUUAGUUGAUUAUUUUUAUUAGAAAGAAUGUAAAGAUGACCAUUUUCUAUGCAAAGAUUCAAAUUAUGAAGGAAUUAUUCCUUCACAUUAAGUUCUCGAUUAGUGAGUAGGAAACAUAAUAUUAGGCAGGGAGAAUUUGUACACUGUGAAGAGCCUUCAUUUAUAUUUUCUAAGGAAAGUUUAUUACUGCAUUUUUUGGUUGAAACAUGGGUACCUAGUAAUUACCUACAAUAUACAUGCAAGGAAAAGAAAUUGAUCAAACAAAAUGUACCUACGAAAAGUAUAAUCCUUGAAUAUUACCGAUUGCAAGGUAUAACUAAAUAAAAAAAAAAAAACAGUUUUGUACAA